Saitoella complicata NRRL Y-17804 is the source of this 723-nucleotide messenger RNA. RefSeq lists its product as uncharacterized. Bases 1 to 723 code for a protein of 240 amino acids. Gene Ontology annotation, biological process: endoplasmic reticulum to Golgi vesicle-mediated transport. The record is from RefSeq and is a predicted model, not a curated record. Gene Ontology annotation, cellular component: Golgi membrane; endoplasmic reticulum-Golgi intermediate compartment; COPII-coated ER to Golgi transport vesicle. The transcript has 3 exons. NCBI's taxonomy places the organism in Eukaryota, Fungi, Ascomycota, Saitoellomycetes, Saitoellales, Saitoellaceae.
AUGGGUUUCCAGAUGGGUCAGACGGCUAUGGCGCAAGGACAGCAAUACGUCGAGCAGAACCUGAAUCGGUGGAUCAACCUGGGAGCGAUACGACACACUUUCCACGUCUCGAACUCGUAUGUGAUGAACAAGUUGUUGCUCGUUGUGUUCCCGUGGAGACAUCAUCCCUGGACGCGGUUGGUCAAGCGUGGAGAGCAGGGGAAUGUGGAGGGGUAUAAGGCGCCAAGAGACGAUAUCAAUGCGCCGGAUUUGUAUAUCCCUGUGAUGGCGUUCGUGUCGUACAUCAUCCUUUCUGCGUUCCUCGCUGGACUCCAGGGACAGUUCCAUCCCCAACUCCUCGCGUCGACGGCCUCUACCGCGUUCGCCGUCAUCAUCUUUGAAUUCUGUGCGGUCAAGUUAGGGUGCUACCUUCUUGGUAUCAGCUCGCAGUCCCAAUUCCUCGAUCUGAUCGCGUACAGUGGGUACAAGUUCAUCGGUAUCAUCGCUACCAUGAUCACCCGCGUCCUUGCCAGUGGUACCCUGACGCCAACCUACACCGUAUUCUUCUACACUUUCUUCGCGAACGGAUUCUUCUUGCUCCGCUCGAUGAAGUACGUUCUCUUACCAGACUCCGCUGGUGCAACGACGGCACAGACGGUCACACACGGACAGAGAAGCAGGAGGAUUCAGUUCUUGUUCAUGGUUGCUUUGAGUCAGGUUGUGUUUAUGUGGUUGUUGAUCUAA